Strongyloides ratti is the source of this 1971-nucleotide messenger RNA. Its product is annotated as Tubulin polyglutamylase TTLL11. Gene Ontology annotation, biological process: microtubule cytoskeleton organization; protein polyglutamylation. The record is from RefSeq and is a predicted model, not a curated record. Gene Ontology annotation, cellular component: cilium. Gene Ontology annotation, molecular function: tubulin-glutamic acid ligase activity; tubulin binding. NCBI's taxonomy places the organism in Eukaryota, Metazoa, Nematoda, Chromadorea, Rhabditida, Strongyloididae. The coding region runs from base 1 to 1971 and encodes 656 amino acids. The transcript has 3 exons.
AUGGCUGAUAUUGAAAGUUUACCUUAUAUUGGAAAAAUAAAAAAUAGUGAAUGUGAAAUUAUUUCUUUAGAUAAGAUAAAUAAUAAUCAAUCAUUAGCUGUUAAAUUUGUUGAUAAUAAAAUGAAUGGUAAAAUUAUAACUGUGGAUACUAGUAGAGCUAAAAGUAAUAAACAUGUUGUUUCAAUGUGUGCAAAAAAUUUAGGUAUUUUAGAAAUUCAAGAACCAUCAUCAAAACCAUGUAAUAUAUAUUGGCACAAUGUUGUUUAUUCUGAUCUUCGUAAUGUUAUUCCAUCACCAAUGUCAUAUGUAAAUAAAUUUCCUGGAAUGACAGAAUUAGCUAAAAAAAUUAGUUUAACAAAAUCAUUAAAAUCAAUGGAACAAUUAUUUCCAUCAGAGUAUACUUUUUAUCCACAAUCAUGGAUAAUACCACCACAAUUAGAAGAAUUUAAAAAAUAUAUUAAAGAUAAUGAAACAAAAUGGUUUAUAUCUAAACCAGAUGAUGGUGCUCAAGGUAGUGGUAUAUAUCUUUUAAAUAAAUUUGAUGAUUUAAAAAGUUAUAAUGAUAGACAAUUAAUACAAGAAUAUAUUAUUAAUCCUUUUCUAAUGAAUGAUAAUUUAAAAUUUGAUUUUAGAAUAUAUGCUGUUUUAAGAAGUAUUAAUCCAUUAUCAAUAUAUGUUGCCAGAGAAGGUAUGGUUCGUUUUUGUACAGAAAAAUAUAAAAAACCAACAAAAGAUAAAAACUUAAAUUUAUAUUCACAUUUAACAAAUUAUUCUCUUAAUAAAAAUCAUACAUCAUAUAAACAUAGUAAUAGUUUAAAAGAUCAAAUUAAAGGAAGUAAAAGAUUAUUAUCAACAGUCUUCCAUCAAAUGGAAAAAAGAGGAAUGAAUACAAGAAGAUUAUGGCAUAAUAUAAAAAUAAUUAUUGUUAAAACUGUUAUAGCAAUGUUACCAGAAAUAAUGUUAAAUUAUGAACAAACAUUUCAUGAUAUGGAUGGUCCACAAUGUUUUCAAAUUAUGGGUUUUGAUAUAAUGGUUCAAGAUGAUGGAAAACCAAUAUUAUUAGAAGUUAAUGCAGCACCUAGUUUAACUAUUGAACAUACUAUUAUUGAUGGUACUCCACCUGUUAGAUCUAUUGUUGAUGAAGUUAUAAAAGUUCCAUUAGUAAGAGAUUGUCUUCUUCUAGCAAUGAAUAUUUUGGAAGAAGAAUAUAGUUCCAGAAGUGAUUGUGGUAGUGGUAUUUGUAGUGAUUAUUUACCUAAUGAUAUAACUCUUCCAAAAAUAAUAGAUUCUAAUAAUAUAGGAAUAUCAUCAUCUGAUGAUAUAGUUCUUACAAUGAAAGCACGUGAAAAGAAACCUCAUUUAAGUGAAAUAUUUCCAAAUAGAUAUGGUGGUACUAGUGGACAUUUACUUUUUCUUGAUAAAGCUGUUUAUCUUUAUAUGCAAUUUAUAAAUAUUAAAGUAGGUACAAAAAUAACAUUAGGUGGAAUAAGAAAUUUUAUUAGAAAGUGUAAUUUAAUUGGUUUAGUAAGUGAUAAAGAAUUGGGAGAAAAAUUAAAAGAAAUACAAGAAUAUUAUAUUGGAAACAAUAAUGAUACAGUAGAAGCAAAAUAUGGAUAUCCAUUUCAUGGAUUUCUUCAAAUAUUAUUUUAUUUUGCAGAAAUAAAAUUUAGUUAUUGUGAAAGUUUAUUAUCAUCUAUGCAAAGAUUAUUGGUAUUUUGUAAUAAAUCUCUUCAAAAGUAUGGUGUUCAAUCAGCAAGAUUAAGGAGAACAGAAAUUGAAAAAGAUGAAAAUAAUGUUUAUAUUUAUCUUUUACCACAAAGAAUGAAAAGAGGAAGAUGUUUAUUAAAAGGUGCUAGUAUGAGUAGAAGUAAAAGUGAAUCAACAAAAAUAAGGGUUAAAGAUGAAUUUGAAAAAAAUAUUCAAUUACCAAGAACAUUGAAAGUAAAUAACAUUAAAUUACCAAAAAUUUAA